CACAUGUUCUCGCGAGAUUAAACGCCAGGAAGUGAACGGUGGCGCCUGCGUGGAGAGUAUCAGCGUUACCGCCACAUACAUCUUUAUUAACCUUUCCAAUUUCUCUGUGAUUUCUUAAACGUUUAACAGCAACGCAAUACUGUGACUCGAAACUCGACCAUCAUGAGUAUACUCGCCAAAAUCGCAGAGAUUGAAAAUGAGAUGGCCAGGACUCAGAGGAACAAGGCCACCGCUCACCACUUGGGUCUGCUCAAAGCACGUCUAGCCAAGCUAAGGAGGGAGCUCAUCACUCCGAAGGGAGGCAGCGGUGGUGGCACAGGAGAGGGUUUUGACGUUGCAAAAACCGGCGACGCUCGUGUCGGCUUUGUGGGUUUUCCCUCAGUGGGGAAGUCUACGUUGCUGAGCAAUCUAGCGGGGGUCUACUCCGAGGUCGCCGCCUACGAGUUCACCACCCUCACAACGGUGCCAGGGGUCAUUCGCUAUAAAGGAGCAAAAAUCCAGCUUCUGGAUCUCCCCGGAAUCAUUGAAGGGGCCAAAGACGGCAAAGGCAGAGGGAGGCAAGUUAUCGCAGUGGCUCGAACCUGCAACCUGAUCCUGAUAGUGCUCGAUGUUCUGAAACCUCUCUUGCACAAGAGGCUAAUAGAACACGAACUAGAGGGAUUUGGCAUCCGACUGAACAAACAGCCGCCCAACAUCGGCUUCAAGAAGAAGGAUAAAGGCGGCAUCAACUUUACCGCCACGUGCGCACAAACCGAACUGGACAGCGAUACAGUCAAGACCAUCCUGUCAGAGUACAAGAUCCACAACGCCGACAUCACCCUCCGCAGUGACUGCACAGCAGAUGACCUCAUCGACGUGGUGGAGGGUAAUCGGGUCUACAUCCCCUGCAUUUACGUACUCAACAAAAUCGACCAGAUCUCCAUCGAGGAGCUGGACGUCAUCUACAAGGUGCCGCACUGCGUGCCAAUCUCUGCUCACCACCGCUGGAACUUUGACGACCUGCUGGAGAAGAUGUGGGACUACCUCAAGCUUGUGCGCAUCUACACCAAACCUAAAGGCCAACUGCCCGACUACACGUCUCCUGUGGUUCUGCCUGACCAACACACUGCCGUCGAAGACUUCUGCUUGAAGAUUCACAAGAACCUCAUCAAGGAAUUCAAGUACGCGCUGGUGUGGGGAGCGUCCGUCAAACACAACCCUCAGAAGGUGGGCAAGGACCACGUGAUGGAAGAUGAGGAUGUUAUCCAGUUGGUGAAGAAAUAGUACAAUCGUUUAAUUUAAAAAAAAAAAAAAAAGAUCAAUGUGGCAUCGUGUGCAUGACUCUAGCACCACAAAGACAAAUGUAAUGUGCUUGUCACGGCUGUCUUAUUUUGAAAUGGAUGACAUGAAUGUGCAUGUCACUUGGGAAUACUUCAACACCAUGAUUAGUUCAUAUUGAAUAUUGGUUAACGCUUGCAUUGAAUGGAAACAAUGUUAAACAAUAAAUGAGUCUCACAA
Corythoichthys intestinalis (scribbled pipefish) is the source of this 1497-nucleotide messenger RNA. RefSeq names its product developmentally regulated GTP binding protein 1 (gene drg1). The transcript has 9 exons. Gene Ontology annotation, cellular component: cytoplasm. Gene Ontology annotation, biological process: cytoplasmic translation. Lineage: Eukaryota; Metazoa; Chordata; Actinopteri; Syngnathiformes; Syngnathidae. The record is from RefSeq and is a predicted model, not a curated record. Gene Ontology annotation, molecular function: GTP binding; GTPase activity. Bases 163 to 1263 code for a protein of 366 amino acids.